Molecule: messenger RNA, 6807 nt
Organism: Acanthaster planci (crown-of-thorns starfish)
Lineage: Eukaryota; Metazoa; Echinodermata; Asteroidea; Valvatida; Acanthasteridae
Product: tolloid-like protein 1
Biological process (GO): proteolysis
Molecular function (GO): calcium ion binding; zinc ion binding; metalloendopeptidase activity
Source: RefSeq, a predicted model, not a curated record
AAGGCGACGGCAAGAACCGCGCCGGAUGACCACGUAAGCAACGUGCUUCCAGGAUGCCCUGCAUAACAGUCAACCAGCUACUGAGCUACUGACUGUGACCGGUCCCCAUGCCCAGUUGGCAAACAGAUCGCCAACGCUGAGCCUAGAGCAUGCUCCCAGAUCUUCAUCUCCCUAGCUUUGACGACAGGACACUCUCCUCCCCCCAUAACGUCCCUGGAAGCUCCACACAACCCCUCUACAUGAAGUGCUGACCGAUCUGUCUUGACAAGUCGGCUUUUGCAAGCUUUGUCCGAGCAUGGAGGAAUAAGUCCGAGUUUGCAUUUUAACCAGUCACAGUCAACCAGAUCACAGUACAGCGUACUCCAAAUAAAUUACAUAUCCGGCUUGCACUGAACACAGCAGUAAGAGUUAGUCAAGCACCAAAGCGGUAGCCUAGACCUAGAGAGUAGCGUCACUGGAAAGUGUGGAUGAAUCGAGCACUGACUGUUUGAGGAUUAAAGCUUGUGGCGUCUGCAGAUCAACUUGGUGAUAAAAAGCCCCAUGACUGAGUGGUGGAAGGUGCUAAGCCGUAUUCAGAGUGAAACCCCACCGAGGACAAACACUUCGUACCUGUGUCAAUUGCCACACGACCGGCUGACUGGUUUGACUGACAGUUGGAAGAGAUUGUAUCAGGCAACUUGAUGGCUUUUCAUAUUGAAACGGCCAUGACGGCUCCACUCUUUUAAUCCCAAGGACACACAGGCCAAAGCCACUGUAGCGCAAAUUACUUCAACCACAAAUUAAUGCUACCCGGAAAACACUAGCCUUCGUUUCUUGUUUCUUCAGAGCCUCUUCAACAUACAUCGGACAUAUAGGUGCAGAUGGUUUGCUCCAAUCACUGCUGUUGAUGGUCAAGAUAAUGAACAACGCUGCCGUUGCCUCUCGCCGUCUCAGUUUUGCGCAAAGCCCAGAUCACCUGUGUGUCAUGUGACGGAGCCCUGCCUGCACGCGCUGUCUGCACUUUCACCGUCUAUUAGCCAUACACCAGCCUCAGCAGUUGGGGAGAUAUAAGAUCGCAUUCCACUGGAGCAUCGUAAAACUUCACAACGCGGGGCUAGCGGCUUAUCAUCCAGCCAGCCGGACAGUCCACCAGGAGACCGCCGGGAGUUUUGUUUCUAUUCUAUUUGCAGUAAUUGUCCCUGUGGAGUUGUCAUUCUAAAGUGAAGUCUGCCCAUUCACUCCAAGCCUCGUAGAAAGUGCACAUCUAACUUACAUCUCACCGCUGCGUUUGACUUGACUUAUCAUUAUCAGCAUCACCACUAGAAUUAUGGUGGGCCUAGGGGUGCAAAACCUGAAUCUGCACGACCGGGGGUUUGCCCUCUGCAUGUGUUUACUUCCCUGUUUGAUCCUGUUGGUCCUACACGUUCACUUGGGUUCUGCUCACGAUCCUAAAGAUGGGAUGAAGUUGUUCCGUCGCCAUCAUAUUGAAGGCAAAGCAGAGGACGAACCAAUCUUCUGGGAAUCAAGCUUCACCGAAGAGUUUGCCGAUCCAUGUAAAGCUGAUGGUUUCCUUGGAGAUAUUGCCCUGACAGAGGAGGAUUACCAACGAGAAGUCCGACGAUACAAACAGAGUCAAGGAAUCCAGAAGAAAACAAAGGAUCACCAGAACAUCCAAUCCGCCAAGGAGGAGAGACGACUUGCCAAGGAGAGACGAAAAUUAGAGAGGAAGGAGAAAAAAGCCCUCAAGGCGGAGAGGAGGAAGGAACAAAGGCAUUCUCAUUCAGCACCAAUCAAAAUUGAUCAAGAGGAUGCAAGACAAACUGAGAAUGGAACAAAUGAGGAAAAAACACAUCACCGAGUGGCUAGAGCAGUGACAUCAAGACCGGAGAGAAAAUGGCCGUACGGUGUUAUCCCAUAUGUCAUUGACGGGAAUUUCACAGGCUCACAGCGUGCAAUGUUCAAACAGGCCAUGAGACAUUGGGAGAAUUACACCUGCAUCACCUUUGUUGAGCGAGACCCUCUACAGCACAGGAAUUAUAUCGUCUUCACUUACAGAGCAUGUGGGUGCUGUUCCUUUGUCGGCAUGAGGGCUGAGGGGGCACAGGCCAUCUCCAUUGGCAAGAACUGUGACAAGUUUGGUGUGGUGGUCCAUGAGUUGGGCCACGUUGUUGGCUUUUGGCACGAACACACCCGGCCAGACAGAGAUGACCAUGUCACCAUUGUCAAGGAAAACAUUUUGCCAGGUCAGGAAUACAACUUCAACAAGCUGCUACCUGAGGAAGUUGAUUCCCUUGGCCAACCGUAUGACUUUGCCAGCAUCAUGCAUUACGCCCGGAACACGUUCUCCCGUGGCAUCUGGCUGGACACCGUCAUCCCCCGUAGAGCAUCCGACGGUAUGCAGCGACCAGAGAUAGAGAUUGGUCAGCGAAAGCAGCUGAGCGAGGGCGAUAUCACCCAGGCUAAUUUGCUGUACAAAUGCCCUUCUUGCGGCCGCACUCUUCAAGAAACAACAGGAAAUUUCAGCUCUCCAGGCUGGCCAAUGGCAUUCAGCAACCAAGAAACCUGCGUCUGGCGGAUCUCUGUGACUCCCGGGGAGACAAUCGUGCUGAUGUUUGAUGACUUUGAGCUAGUUGGCAGCGAUGACUGCUGGUAUCAUCAUGUGGAAGUAAGGGAUGGCCACUGGAGGUUUUCCAACCUUUUAGGAAGAUUUUGUGGCAGUGACAUCCCUCCAGUGAUCGUCUCAACAGACAGCCGGCUGUGGAUUGAGCUAAAGAGCUCUCCAUCUGGUAGUGCAAUUAGUCGCGGAUUCACGGCUCACUAUGAAGCGGUUUGUGGAGGCAAUAUCUCCAAGGAGUCAGGGAUGCUACAGAGUCCCAACUACCCUGAUGACUACCGGCCGGACAAGUCCUGUGUGUGGCUCCUGACUAUGCCCGAGGGCUAUCAAGUGGGGCUCAACUUUCAGUCAUUUGAGGUGGAGAGGCAUGACAAUUGUAUCUAUGACUACGUGGAGAUACGCGAUGGCCACCAAGAUGACUCACCAUUAAUUGGCAAAUUCUGCGGCUACUUGAUGCCAGAGGACAUCAAGUCUUCCAGUAACAAGCUGCGUGUCAAGUUUAAGUCAGACGGGACUGUCAACAAAGGGGGAUUUUCAGCUGAUUUUUUCAAAGAGGAUGAUGAGUGUUCAAAAAACAAUGGUGGUUGUGAGCAAAUCUGUGUUAAUACCAUCGGCAGUUACCGCUGUGAAUGUGAUCCUGGAUUUGAGCUCAAGGCAGAUGGCAAGUCUUGCGAAGUUGCCUGUGGUGGUUUCUUGACCAGUCUUCAAGGUAACAUCACCAGUCCCUCCUUCCCUGACCUUUACCCUCGAGAUAAGAACUGUGUCUGGCAUCUGGUGGCUCCAUCAUUGUAUCGUAUCUCACUUCAAUUCCUCAGCUUUGAGUUAGAAGGCAAUGAUGUUUGCAAAUAUGACUACGUGGAGGUCCGCAGCGGCCUGACAGAGGUUGGGGAUCUUCAUGGCAAGUUUUGUGGGGACGAGAUCCCGGACACCAUCACAUCUCGCUACAACAACAUGAGAAUAGAGUUCAAGUCGGACAGCACCGUCUCCAGACCUGGGUUCUUUGCCAGGUUCUUUGCAGAUAUCGAUGAGUGCGAGAAGAAUAACGGUGACUGCCAGCACGUGUGUGUCAACACACUGGGAAGCUACACAUGCUCUUGUAGGAAUGGAUUCACACUGCAUGAAAAUGGCCAGGACUGUAAAGAAUCUGGAUGUCGUCACGAUAUUAGAGCCAGUCAUGGCGAGAUAACAAGUCCUAACUACCCGGACAACUACCCUAAGCGCAAGGAGUGUACAUGGCAAAUUGUGGCCACGCCAGGACAUAAAGUGGAGCUGAUAUUCAAUGAUUUUGAUCUUGAACAUCAUCUUGAGUGUGCCUAUGAUCAUGUAGUCAUCUAUGAUGGAGACUCGUCGGAAGGUCAUCUAUUAGGCCGAUUCUGUGGGACAAGAAUCCCUGAUCCAGUUCUAGCCAGUGCCAAUCAAAUGUUCAUACGAUUCUUCUCAGACGCGUCUGUUUCCAGGCGAGGAUUCUUCGCUUCGUAUUCUACAAUUUGUGGUGGUGUUCUUCAAGCUGACUAUGUCCCCCAGAAACUCUACUCUCAUGCCGAUUAUGGCGAUACUAACUAUGGAAGCCAGGAGGAUUGUGAGUGGACAAUACUAGCUCCAGAAGGCUACUCUGUUAGGCUCAUGUUCCGCUCAUUUGAUAUUGAGCAUGAGACAGAAUGUGACUAUGACUCACUGGAAGUAUUGAAUGGUGACUCCUAUGAUGCCGAGAGAGUAGGCCGCUUCUGUGGACACAAAAUUCCCGAUGACAUCAUAUCCGAGGGGGAGACCCUUCGUCUCAUCUUCAAGUCAGAUGACACCAUCAGCAAGAAAGGUUUCUAUGCUGAAUACCAAAUCAGCUAAAAUUUGGUCCAAGUUUUACAGUAACCAGGUCGGGCACAAGCUUUAGACGUGGUGGUGUCAAAGAUUGUCUUUUUUUUCUUAAUUUGUUUCAAAUUAAUCAAGUUUUUCCAAGCCAGUGCUUGUGGAAUAAUACGAAGUGAGAUGGGCAUUCAGCUAUGAUGUUAGAUUCAUGACUAAUUCAAUUCAAAGCCAACGUAGCUGGCAGUAAACAAAUGAGACUUCAGUCUGAAAGAACAGGUCCAUUUAAAGUACAUGUGUGAAUGUUGCUUUAAAGAGAUACAUUUUCCAAUAGGUAUUUGGAUUUUUGGAUGUACCAUUUGUACUAAGGUUAUGCACUCUGUUGUGCAUUAAAUACUUAUGCAUUCAAUACAUUUAACAUUGUGAAUUUAUCAUCAUUUUAAUAUUUUUCAAGUGAACUACAAACAGUAUUAUCAUAUGCACAAGUGAUGUCUCUCCACGGAAGGGGUGAAUUGCUUGAAACAAGCAUUUGGAAGGAAAUGUCCCUGAUGUAGUGAAACAGUCUAUUCAGGGGAAUAAGAAUUGGAAGAUGAAUGAAGGAUUCACAAGAAUUCUGUAAAUGAUAGAAUGUCGUUGAAUUCAUUAGUGGGGUGGUUUUUCCAUAGAACUUUCAAUAUGUGGUUUGCCCUUGCAUCAGAUUUGCACAAUUCAUAUUGUUCAUUUCACCGUUGUAAUCCAGUCAUUUACAAAUCAGCCGCAAUAUGAAAAAUGUUUACAGAGAAACACUUUUUGUGUGGCAUAACACUCUCCCUCAACAUUUGAAAGUAUCUUUUGAUGUCAAGUGUGUUUAAAAGUGUUUGUAAUUGAAAAUUGUUUGUAAACAUUAAAAAUUUGCCAUGCUUUUGUGGCCAACAGAGGGCACUGCUGUGAUGUCGGUCCUGGAAGGCACUGCUUAAUUUACAGGUUCUUCUGCUCCAAUUGUGUAUUCAAAAUUUGUUCAUUGAAAACAAUUUUGAGAUAGGGUUGCUUAUUGGCUUUUUGAUAUGAACUUACAAAUUGAAAUUUAGAACAACAAUAUCAAACGGUGGAGCAGGUUUUGGUGCACAAUUCACAGAAAUUUGCAUAGUAUAAAAAUCAAAGAGGCACAAACAAAAACUUUAAAAGGAGCACAAAACAGCUUGAAAGUUAAGAGAGUUUAAACACAAAGGGCAUUGUAUGGACCCUUUAAAUCACAAAUUAACACACAAGUCGGGUCACAAGUAUCAGGAUAUCAGUAAUAUUACAGGUCUGGAAGGAAUGCUUCUGUCAUAAUUCCUUUAAAAAGUUUUUGAUUUUAGACAGAAUGGUUGAAUGAUGACUGCAUAAAAUUAUGUACAACUGUGAUUCAUGUUCUGUGCAGUCUGUUCAGAAAAAAAAUUGCUGUGCUUUAUGUAAUAAAUAUCAAACAGAGUUAAAACUAGACUGCAAGGAAAAGAACUAGAAGUUGUGAGAUUCAAUUGAUUGAGACUAUUUUAAAUAGUCAGUCGCUAAAAUUUGAUAUAGAUUUUACUCUUUUGAGCAAAUUUCCUCCCCUUUCAGUGGUGUAUGGGGGGUUGGCUGUUAGCAUUGAAAGUAUUGAACCAUCUCCAGAGAACAGCAACAUUGAUAAAGUAUGAUCCAAGGGUUCUGAAAGGCAACGCAGAUCAGUGUAACUCGGUCUUGAAAGAUUCCUUAAAAAUUGGGCAUUUAUUAGCACGUCCCAAUACAUGUUUACUCAUGAAGUUAUUACCAUGCUUUCAUCAUGUGUAUACUAUUUCACUAUUGGUAAUACUUAUAUUUUUUAUCAAUUUUUAUCUUUUACAGUAUUUGUCCGAUCAUGUGUUCCAUGUAUAUGUAUUAUUUACCACAAACAUUGUUUUAUUGAAAGGUUAUCUAAACACCUUUGAAUAUUACAACAGGACAUUGAACUAUGCAAAAAUCUGGACAAAGCAAGACAUCAGGUUGCAGAACUGUCCUCGUAGUUUUAUUAAGUGACUGUCAAAUUUCAUGUUAAUCCUUUUCUUACAUGUAUUUGUAGCUUUUAGUGUGUAGUGCUAGCUCAAGAGUAGAGAAGUGCAUCAUAGCUUCCACGAAGACCUCUUAACAGAUUUUAGUGUUUUGUUGAAGAUGCGUAAAAGUGGUCCUUUACGAAUGAAUUAGACAUUUUUUCCUGCUAUUCUAACUCAUGUACAACUUUGUGGCAAAAGUUCAUGUAGAAUUGUUUGUUAGAAAUUAAACACCAGAAUGUGUAAGUGAACUAAGCAGGACAGGCAGCUUACUGAAAGUAGUACAUGAGUUAGACUUCUGCUUUAGAUCGUCAGUUUUAAGGAACUUUCUUGAAAACUCUUUGAGACUUCAUAGAGAAAACUUCAACCAUUAAAUUCAGAUUAUACAUA